Messenger RNA from Ochotona curzoniae (black-lipped pika), 1958 nucleotides. RefSeq names its product FAD dependent oxidoreductase domain containing 1 (gene FOXRED1). The coding region runs from base 510 to 1565 and encodes 351 amino acids. The transcript has 9 exons. Lineage: Eukaryota; Metazoa; Chordata; Mammalia; Lagomorpha; Ochotonidae. The record is from RefSeq and is a predicted model, not a curated record. Gene Ontology annotation, molecular function: oxidoreductase activity. Gene Ontology annotation, cellular component: cytoplasm.
AAUCAGCAACCAUAUGGGAUCUUGGUGCGUGCAAGACAAAGCCUUUAGCUGCUAGGCUACCAUGCCUGGUCCUCAAACUAGUAAUGCAAGCAGCUGUCUUGGUCUUCUUUUAGGCCCCGUGACUUGUGGGUUUCCACGUAUUAGUUGCUUCUGUUAGCCAUUGCCAGCCGGCCUUGAGUCAUACUUCUGUGGUCCCUUUCUAACAAGUGGACCUUUGGAGGUGGCUCGUCCUGUCUGCCCUGCAGGUUUACUAGUAUUGAUGUCAAGUAGCACUAUCCGCGGGACCCUGACACCUCUCCUAGAGCCACCAUCAGGACUCAGCUUAUGACUGCCAGCGUCGCUGCCAGCAUUCGGAUCGCACGAGGCGGGCUGCACCUGAACUUGUCUCGUCUUUCCCCAGUAUUCACGGGCCUCCACAGGGCUCUCCGUGGGCGGGAUUCGGCAGCAGUUCUCCUUGCCCGAGAACGUCCAGCUCUCCCUCUUCUCCAUCAACUUUCUUCGCAACAUCAAUGUGCGUGGCAGACUACCUGGCUGUGGUGGAUGCCCCGCCCCUGGACCUCCAGUUCAACCCCUCGGGCUAUCUUCUGCUGGCUUCUGACAAGGGCGCUUCCACCUUAGAAAACAACGUGAAAGUGCAGAGGCAGGAAGGAGCCAAAAUUUGUCUGAUGUCACCUGAGCAGCUUCGGAACAAGUUUCCUUGGAUAAACACAGAGGGAGUGGCUUUGGCAUCAUAUGGGAUGGAAGAUGAAGGUUGGUUUGACCCCUGGUCCCUGCUGCAGGGCCUCCGGCGGAAAGCCCAGUCCAUGGGUGUCCUGUUCUGCCAGGGCGAGGUGACACGUUUUGUCUCUUCCUCCAACCGCAUGGAGACCACAAGUGGGGAAGAGAUGAUCCUGAGAAGGAUCCACGAAGUCCAUGUGAAGAUGGACCACAGCCUGGAGUACCAGCCUGUGGAGUGCGCCAUAGUGAUCAAUGCGGCAGGAGCCUGGUCUGGACAGAUCGCAGAGCUGGCUGGGAUUGGGGAUGGGCCACCCGGCACCCUGCAGGGCACCAAGCUACCUGUGGAACCCAGGAAAAGGUAUGUGUAUUUAUGGCACUGCCCCCAGGGACCAGGCCUGGAGACUCCGCUUGUUGCAGACACCAAUGGAGUCUACUUCCGGCGGGAAGGCCUAGGCCACAACUACCUUGGUGGCCGUAGCCCCUCGGAGGAGGAAGAGCCAGACCCAGGCAACCUGGAAGUGGACCAUGACUUCUUUCAGGACAGAGUAUGGCCCCAUCUGGCUCAGAGGGUACCAACUUUUGAGAAUCUGAAGGUUCGGAGUGCCUGGGCUGGCUACUACGACUACAACACCUUCGACCAGAACGGCGUGGUAGGCCCCCACCCCUUGGUGGUCAACAUGUACUUUGCUACAGGCUUCAGUGGCCAUGGGCUGCAGCAUGCCCCUGCUGUGGGGCGAGCCGUGGCCGAGAUGGUGCUGGAGGGCCACUUCCGGACCAUCGACUUGAGCCCCUUCCUCUUCACCCGCUUUCACCUGGGAGAGAAGGUUCUGGAGCAGAAUAUUUUCUGAGCUCAUAUGGGCAAGGCCAGCACCCUGGUCACAGUCCUCUGAACUGCCCACAUCCUUCCCAGCCCUGGACCAGGGCCUCAGCCUUGCUCCCACUGGACAGGACAUUCUGCCCCUGUAUUGGCUAAGCAGGUGGUUGGGCACAAGCGCUGAAGUCCAGGCCAGCAGUAGCUGAACGUACUGAUCUGUAGCCCCGGCUAGUCCCACUGAUGAAGGCCACCAGGCUGUAAUCCUGAGGAGUCUGCCCAGGCCUGGCUGCUUCAUGGUACUAGGCCAGAAACACUCCCUCUGGCCCUCUUGGCAGGGCUGGGAGGAGCCCAGGCCCAGCAGCAGCUUGGCCCAGACUGACUGACUUGAGUCUUUUUUGGCAUCACUCAAUAAAUGUGAUUAAAUCUU